Molecule: messenger RNA, 1019 nt
Organism: Coregonus clupeaformis (lake whitefish)
Lineage: Eukaryota; Metazoa; Chordata; Actinopteri; Salmoniformes; Salmonidae
Product: methyltransferase-like protein 27
Exons: 6
Coding region: 244-924 (226 amino acids)
Molecular function (GO): S-adenosylmethionine-dependent methyltransferase activity
Source: RefSeq, a predicted model, not a curated record
GGGUCUGAAUACUUUCUGAAGGCACUGUAUAUUUAAUUUAAUUAUAAAUAUAGCAUCAAAAUUUAGAAAAUCUGAUUUCCCCCUAUCUGAUUAUUGUCUGCAGCCGGCUCUGAUCGUAGUGUAAUGAGACAUGCAGGGACAGUGAGCUCGUCCCUGGUGGUCUGCGAACCCUCAACUUUCUGGCCCGUUAGCCCUGCAUGUCAUCGACUGUGCCACAAAACCGUGGCUUGACAAGCAUCUAGAAUGUCAGAUAGAACAUUUGAGGACGUGAAGGACGUCAUUCUAUCAGCCCACAAAAACACAGAGGCCGGGGAUAAAGUCGGCUUUUACAACACCUGGGCAGAGAACUAUGACCAGGAUGUGGUUCUUCUGGACUAUCGUGCGCCGAGUCUGGCGGCAAACUGCCUGUCCCCCUGUUUCCAUGGCGACCGGGUGACAGCAGUGAUACUGGACGUGGCCUGUGGCACAGGAUUGGUCGCAGCACAGCUGAAGAAGAUGGGCUUCAGGCAUUUUGUGGGCAUUGACGGGAGCAAAGGCAUGCUGGAACUGGCCAAUAAGACGGGCCUCUACCAGGACCUCAAGCAAUGCAUGCUGGGAGACGAACCACUUCCUGUCCAAGCUGGGCAGUUUGACGUGGUAGUGAUUGUCGGGGCGCUGAGCGACGGCCAGGUGCCAGUGAAAGUCAUCAGAGAGUUGUGCCAGGCCACCAAACCAGGUGGUUACGUCUGCAUGACGACCAGAGGUAACCAUGACAACCUGGAGUACAAGGCGGCGCUGGAGAAUGAGCUGGAGCUGAUGGAGGGGGCGGGGCUCUGGGGUCACGUGGCGAUCAAGGAGGUGGAGGAGUGGGAGAAAGCCGUGGCGGAGCAGGAGAAGGGGUACAUACCUGGAGUGGUAUAUGUUUACAGGAAGUCAUCACAGUAACAUCACACACACCUGUACAGGUUUUUAUUUUAUUUUUUAUGCUAACUGAAAAAAUAAUUUCCAUGUAAAUGGACAAUAAAGUAUAUUGUAUCGUA